Messenger RNA from Acanthochromis polyacanthus (spiny chromis), 4133 nucleotides. It is a transcript of the gene lrrc57, whose product is annotated as leucine rich repeat containing 57. NCBI's taxonomy places the organism in Eukaryota, Metazoa, Chordata, Actinopteri, Pomacentridae. The record is from RefSeq and is a predicted model, not a curated record. Gene Ontology annotation, molecular function: protein binding. The transcript is spliced from 6 exons. Bases 379 to 1095 code for a protein of 238 amino acids.
AUUGGCCUAUCGAGGUGACGUCACAGAGCCUGUCUGUAGGGAAGCAGGGUGGCUACUUUCUGCUGCUCUUCCUCACUUUAACUUAAAUUCACUAAUUUUUUAUCAGGAGACGUUUCUUCAGACGACAUUUAACCGACCAGAACGAGAAGCUGCACGUUGUUUCCGCUCCGAAUCGGGAUUUCACCGUCUGAUCUCAUUAACAACCACAGAAGAAGAGGAGGAGGAAGAGCUGGUAAAGCUGAUUCACCAUCACCAGUCAGUUGGACAUGAACUCUGCCCUACUGCUGUAGACUGAGGACAGACAGGAGGACAGACAGGAGGACAGACAGGAGGACAGACAGGAGGACAGACAGGAGGACAGACAGGAAUCAGUUCCAGAUGGGAAACAGCGCACUGAAGUCUCACCUGGAAACCUCCCAGAAGACGGGAGUGUUUCAGCUGAUGGGAAAAGGCCUGCCGGAGUUUCCAGAGGAGCUCCAGAGACUCACGGCCAACCUGAGGACGGUCGAUCUGUCCGGGAACAAGAUCGAGGUUCUUCCCGCCGCCGUCGGGAACUUCCUGCAGCUGAAGAGUCUGACGAUGAACUCCAACAAGCUGACUGCGAUCCCCGCCGAGAUCGGGAAGCUGAAGAAGCUGGAGACCCUGAGUCUGAACGGGAACCGGAUCCAGCAGCUCCCCCCCACUCUGGGCCAGCUCAAAGCCCUGCGGACCCUCAGCCUGGCCGGGAACCAGAUCUCAGAGUUCCCCUCCGGACUGGGAAACCUGAGGCAACUGGACCUGUUGGACCUGUCCCGAAACCAGAUCCACAUCAUCCCUGCAGAGGUGUCUGAGCUGCAGGCCAUCGAGAUCAACCUCAACCAGAACCAGAUCUCGGUGCUGUCGGCGGAGAUCUCCCGGUGUCCCCGUCUGAAGGUUCUCCGUCUGGAGGAGAACUGUCUGGAACUGUCCUCCAUCCCCAAGUCCAUCCUGACCGAGUCCCAGGUGUCUCUGUUCUCCCUGGAGGGAAACCUGUUCGAGGUCAAGAACCUCCGAGACCUGGACGGAUACGACAAGUACAUGGAGCGAUUCACAGCCACCAAGAAGAAGUUUGCUUGAAGACCCCCCCAUGAUGAGUCCAGACCUACAAGUCCAGUUGGAGGCGGAGUCACGUCAAGCCCCGCCUCCUCCCCGCACCACUCACAGCUGCUUCUUCUUCUGCUGCUAAAACCAGACUCCAGACCGCCAGGACAGUCCUCCACAAAGACCUGGACCUGCAGAGACCACGUGGGUCCACAUGGAGACAGGCAGAGACUCCGACAAGUUCAGCACCACAGAAGAAGAAGGAGGCUUCACUAAAACUUUAUCGUUCACUCCACGGUGGACGGAAACAUUCAGCUCUCACAGCAGCUUCCAUCCAGCAGAAACGACGUCGGACCGGACUGUUCAUACACAGAAAUACGGCAAAAUACUUAAGAAGUCACAGAAAUACUGCAAAACUACUUCAGAAAAUACACAAAAUAUUACAAAAAAUAGUAAUGAAAUACAACAACGGAAAUAAAACACCAUUUUGCCAAGUACCACACAAAUUAAACAGGUCUGACCUUUCACAGAUAAUGCUGCAAAAAUACUUAAAACAUAAAACAAAAAUGCACAGAUAUAAAAUAGAAAACUGCUAAAUACUGUAGAAAUUAAAGAAUGUACUUCCAUAAUGCAAAAUCCACAGAAAUCAAGCAGCAUGCUGCAAAAUACUACAAAAAUCAAAUAAAUACAACAAAAAUUAUGUCAAACAUUUCAAAUACUUACAGAAUGCUGCAAAGAAUGCUUCAAAAUGCCACAGAAAUAUAAUAAAAAUCUUCAAAAUUCCACAAAAAUGUGCCGAAAAUCAAAUGAAAUGCUCCCAAAAAUCGAACUAAAUACAACAAAAGUUAAGUAAAAUAUUGCAAAAUACUUCAGAAAUCUGUUAAAAUAUUUAACACAAGGGUAGAAAUCUGAUUAGAGGACUUGUUUUAAAGAUGAUUCUGAUUGACUUUAGAUUAAUCUGUUGAUUCUUGAUUCUGUGGUUAUGUCUUCCAGCCCCUGUCUGAGCUUUUAUUGAACUCUCCGGUAGAAUAUUCCGUUAACGCGUCUUUUAAUAAAUAUUUUGAUGUUAUUUAUCGUUUUUAAAGCUGCAUGAGAGCUGUAGAUUCAUCCUCUGCUUCUCCAGGCUAAUUAUUGAUCUUUGAUUGUUAUUAACUGUCAGACAACGUUCAUCUGUUUAAAUACGACGACGGCUCUGCUAAGCUAGGCUAGUUAGCAUUUAGCAGCUAGCUUUGUCUGUUACUGUCUUUUAAUCUGCUCCAAUUUCAGAUUCUUUCUAUUUUAUGUGAAUACAUUCUUCAGGACAAAGUGACUAAAUUACCGGUAGCUAAGCUAACAGCUAGCCACAGCUAGCCUGGGUGCGACGUAGCACUGUUCACUGCUGUUGAGAUGAUUUGCUGCAGUUUGUUUGUUUACUUGAAGGUUUUUUUUGUUUUCCUCAGUAUUUCUUUCUUCCUGUUCCUGACUAACUGAGCGACUGUUCUGUAAAAACGGAUCUUUAGUGAAUGAAGUCUGGUGGACUGAAGAGAACCUCAGGUUGAUGGAAACUCAUCAAAUUUUAAAAAUUACUUCAAAAUAUUACAGAAUGCUUUAAAAUACCACACACAUCAGAGAGAAAUCAAACAAAAUAGAAAUUACAAUGUAAUCUGUUGAACCUGAACGAUUUUAAUCUGCUGGAUGCAGGAAAGUAACAUAAUUAAAAAUGAAUUUAUUCAUAAAUGUUCACGUAACAGUGUUUAAAUACGACGGUGGCUCUGCUAAGCUAAACUAAUUAGCAUUGAGGAGCUAGCUUGGUCUGCUGCUGUGUUUUAAUCUGCUCCAAUUUCAUAUUCUUAUAUAUGUAAAUAAACUCUUCAAGACAAAGUGGCCAUAUUAGCGGUGCUAAGCUAACAGCUAGCCUCAGCUAGCCUGUGUGUUAUGUAGCACUGUUCACUGCUGUUGAGACAUUUUCCUGCAGUUUGUUUGUUUACUUGAAGGGGUUUUUUUCAGUUUUCCUCAGCAUUUCUUUCUUUCUUCCUGUUCCUGACUGUUCUGUAAAAACUGAUCUUUUGUUAAUGAAGUCUGGUGGACUGAAGGAACCUCAGGUUAAAGGAAACUCAUCUGAAAUCUACUUUAUUCUUUUUAAAAUGGUGACUUCAACUACAAUGUAAUCAAAUAUUUAAAAAAAUACUUCAGACAUAUUACAGAAUGAUUCAAAAUACCACAGAAAUUUAAUGAAACUCUCAAAAUACCACAAAAAUCUGACAGAAAUCAAACUAAAUACAAUCUAAGUGUUAAAUACAACGGCGGCUCUGCUAAGCUAGGCUAGUUAGCAUUUAGCAGCUAGAUUUGUCUGCUGCUGUGUUUUAUUCUGCUCUGAUUUCAGAUUCUAAUUUAUGUGAAUAAACUCUUCAGGACAAAGUGGCAAAAUUAGCUGUAGCUAAGCUAACAGCUAGCCUCAGCAGCCUGAGUGCUAACAUAGCACUGUUCACUGAUGUUGAGACAUUUUCCUGCAGUUUGUUUGAAGGUUAUUUCCUCAGUAUUUCUUUCUUUUCUUGACAAACUGAGCGACUGUUCUGUAAAAAUGGAUCUUCUGUGGACUGAAGGAACGUCAGAUUGAUGGAAACUCAUCUGAAAUCUUCUGUAUUCGUCCUUAAAUGGUGACUUCAUGAGUUAUUGACAUUAAUUUUUUAACACAGUUUCCUUCCUGCUGCUUAUUUUUCCUGUUUUGAACUGAAGUUUCACAACAGUUUUUCUGCUUUUCUUCUUCUUCAGUCACUUUAAUCGCUGUAAAUGUUGCACAGAGUUCAGUUUGCAGACGAAGGAUCAGAACUUCAGUAUUUUUUUCCCCGUUAUUAUUAUUAAACACUAACUCUGCAUGUUGAAAUGUUCAGAUGUGGAGCUUCGCCUUUAUUUAAUUCUCUUUAAAAGAACUUUAAUAUUCUGCUGAUGAGCUUUUUAUGAAGUUGUGACUAAAAAUGUAAAUAUUUACAAUAAACUGCACAUUUUUCAUCCCAGUAACCUGAAACGGACGCUGUCAGAUCCACGUUUUAUUAAAAUAAAUAAAAAUUAAAUAAUAAAAUGAAAUAAACACCAAA